Messenger RNA from Ctenocephalides felis (cat flea), 1950 nucleotides. Its product is annotated as glucose dehydrogenase [FAD, quinone]. The transcript has 3 exons. The record is from RefSeq and is a predicted model, not a curated record. The coding region runs from base 1 to 1950 and encodes 649 amino acids. Gene Ontology annotation, molecular function: oxidoreductase activity, acting on CH-OH group of donors; flavin adenine dinucleotide binding. Lineage: Eukaryota; Metazoa; Arthropoda; Insecta; Siphonaptera; Pulicidae.
AUGGCAAUAGUGACGACGAUCGUUUCGGCAAUAAAAGCCGCCACACUAUUGAUAGGAAUUGGAAAAUUGUCAAUUCUUCCUGUGCUAAUAGCAUCGCUGGCAUAUUACAAUUACGACCUGUUCGAUCCCGAGAACAGGCCGGCGGUCGUCACCCAGGAGCAGAUGCUCAAGACCUACGAUUUCAUAAUCGUGGGGGGCGGAAGUGCGGGCUCCGUUUUGGCCAAUAGGCUAUCGGAGAAUCCCAACUGGAAUGUCUUGCUCCUCGAAGCUGGUGGACACGAGACCGAAAUUUCUGAUGUGCCCAUUCUAUCGCUCUACUUACAUAAAAGUAAAAUGGAUUGGAAAUACAGGACUCAGCCUCAAAAAUCGGCUUGCCAGGCAAUGGAAGACCAGCGCUGUUGCUGGACGAGGGGAAAAGUUUUAGGUGGAUCCUCAGUGCUGAACACCAUGCUGUAUAUCAGAGGAAACAGAAGAGACUUCGAUCAUUGGGAAGCUAUGGGUAACACAGGAUGGAGUUACGAAGACGUAUUGCCCUAUUUCAAGAAAAGCGAGGACCAAAGGAAUCCCUACUUAGCUAACAAUCCAUAUCAUUCGACAGGUGGAUAUCUGACAGUGCAAGACGCCCCGUACAACAGCCCCCUCGGCGCCGCUUUCCUGCAAGCCGGCGAAGAAAUGGGAUACGACAUAAUUGACGUCAACGGGGAAAAUCAAACUGGUUUCGCGUUCUACCAAUAUACGAUGAGACGCGGAGCGAGAUGUAGCACAUCCAAAGCUUUUUUGCGACCGAUUCGAUUACGUAAAAAUCUGCACAUUGCUUUAUUCUCGCAUGUAACAAAGGUCAUUAUGGAUCCCCAAACCAAACGAGCACUCGGAGUGCAAUACAUACGCAACGGUGAAUUACACAAGGUGUACACUAAACGAGAGGUCAUAUUGUCAGCAGGUGCCAUUAACUCUCCGCAGUUACUCAUGCUGAGCGGCAUAGGUCCGGCUAAUCAUCUACGAGAGGUCGGAAUCGACGUAAUACACGACUCACCGGGCGUCGGACAAAACUUGCAAGAUCAUAUUGCCAUAGGUGGUAUAGCCUUUCUCAUAGACCACCCUAUUAGUAUUGUUAUGAGAAGAUUGGUGACAAUUAACUCCGCACUGCGAUACGCGAUCACGGAAGAUGGACCGCUCACGUCUUCUGUAGGUCUGGAAGCGGUUGGUUUUAUCUCCACCAAAUACGCCAACCAAUCUGACGACUGGCCAGAUAUAGAAUUUAUGUUGACAAGUGCAUCGACAAACAGCGAUGGUGGUACCAAUAUUAAAACUGCCCAUGGGUUAUCCGACGCCUUUUAUAAAGAAAUGUUCGAAGAUAUCAACAAUAAGGAUGUUUUUGGCGUUUUUCCCAUGAUGUUACGUCCGAAAAGUAGAGGAGAGAUCAAGUUAAAGUCUAAAAACCCCUUGGAGUAUCCACUACUCUAUCACAACUAUCUAACUCAUCCCGACGACGUCGGCGUACUACGAGAGGGCUACAAGGCAGCAUUGGCCGUGGGCGAAACUCAAGCUUUGAAAAGGUUUGGGUCACGCUGGCAUAGUCGCCCGUUGCCUAACUGCAAGCAUUUACCACUUUACACAGACGAGUAUUGGGAUUGCGCGGUGAGACAAUACACGAUGACGAUCUAUCACAUGUCCUGCACCGCCAAGAUGGGCCCGGACAGCGACCCCAUGGCCGUAUUAGAUCCUCAACUGAGGGUUCGUGGCGUCAAGGGGUUGAGAGUGAUCGAUGCCAGCAUUAUGCCAACAAUUACCAGUGGAAAUAUCAACGCACCCGUUAUAAUGAUAGGAGAAAAGGGCGCCGAUAUGGUCAAAGAAUUAUGGUCCCAGAGCCCGACGAAACGAAGAAAACGACGAGCAUCUGAAGUAUGUGAAGAUUUCAAUAAAACUAUUUCUAUUAAUGGAAAAUCUUAG